Messenger RNA from Lentinula edodes (shiitake mushroom), 624 nucleotides. RefSeq lists its product as uncharacterized. The coding region runs from base 94 to 528 and encodes 144 amino acids. The transcript is spliced from 4 exons. NCBI's taxonomy places the organism in Eukaryota, Fungi, Basidiomycota, Agaricomycetes, Agaricales, Omphalotaceae. The record is from RefSeq and is a predicted model, not a curated record.
UGGUCGACGAAGGAAGGUGGAUUGGCAGAAUCUAACUGUUGCGCUUCAGUAAAGUCAGACCACGAAAGAUCAGCGAAGACAUUAUAGCAAGCCAUGGAAGACAGCUUUGCAGGUUACCGGUUUUCGUUCUCUACCAUGUCCACCAAUUUGGAUCCUUCUCAAAGCGAGCAUGAUGCUCCAUCUGGUCUCGUUGGCGCAGACCGACCAGAAUCCUCAGAGCCCGUUGCCGCCACGUCACACACACAGGACACCACAGAUAGAUCAACAUUAGAAGAUGCCUCACCAUUACUUCCCCAGAUCAGUCCUGACACCGACUUUGGUCUUGACCUUCAUUCGAUCAUCUCAGCGGGCGAUCCAGAGAUGGAUAAAGUAAACAAACGUGCGUCAAAUGUGCAGAAACUCGCGCAGGAGAACGAAAAGCUGAAGGAGGAACUACGGGCGAUGUCUCAGAGACUAGAGGCGGCAGAACGCAGGAGACAGGAGCUGGUUCGGAAGAAACAGGCUAUGAAAGAACCUCCCUCAGAAUGAACAUGGAUCGCGAAGCAACAAAUGUAAACUAAUUAUUUUAUAUACCCAGUAUAUACCCUCACUGGAAGUGAAAGAUUUUGAGAUGCUGGGCUAGCA